Urocitellus parryii (Arctic ground squirrel) is the source of this 957-nucleotide messenger RNA. Its product is annotated as histone H1.9-like. NCBI's taxonomy places the organism in Eukaryota, Metazoa, Chordata, Mammalia, Rodentia, Sciuridae. The record is from RefSeq and is a predicted model, not a curated record. Gene Ontology annotation, biological process: nucleosome assembly. Gene Ontology annotation, cellular component: nucleosome. Gene Ontology annotation, molecular function: DNA binding.
UCCCAGGGAGAGAUGCAGAAAGACACCUUGCUGCAGUCCCCAUCCKUACCCUUGGCCUCAAACGCUGCCAUGGGUGGAGGCCGGCAGGCCAGCGCAUCAGGAGCCCCUAACAAGAGUGAGAACGCACACUGCACCUCCCCCAAAGCCCACCGGAAGCUCAGCAUGUCCAAGGUGAUCAUGAGGGCUAUGGCAGAAAAGGGGACACGCCACCGCGUAUCCCUGGCGGCUCUGAAGAAGGCUGUCACCAACAACGGCUACAACAUGGCCCACAACAUCUGGCGUUUCAAGCGUGUGCUCAAGAAGCUGGUGGACAACGGCAUGCUCCAGCGGGUGACCGGCAGGGGAACCUCGGGCUCCUUCCGCCUGGGCAAGAAGCGGGCCUCCAAGCUUAAGGCCAAGGGACGGCAGCGGCGGCGGCCGGGRCACCGCGGAUCUGGGCAGCGCCGGUCUGGGCAGCGCAGGUCGCUACUGGGCUCCAAACAGGGCCACAAGCGGCUUUUCAAAGGGGUUCGCAGGGUGGCCAAAUGCCGCCGCCAUUAACAGAGCAGGCCAGCCAAGCAGGCAGGAGUGCCCGGUGCCACAGGCUCAGGGCAGUGAGAAUAAAAAGGAAUCCCAACUUACUCCUCUCUGGCCUCCUGGACUCUCUGGGGCUCAGGGAGCAAGAGGGGAAGAGGGCUGGGGUUUGGGAAGGAGGGGCAAGGCUGUGUAGGGGGACCAGGGACAAAAUAAGUGAGAUGGAUAGGGGAAGGACAGGCAGAACCGAAAGCGUCCAUAGCUGUCACCGUUGCACCUAGGCCCUUGCACGGGGAGAAUCUGAGGCUAGAAAGACUAAUGGAGUGAUUGUGUAGCAGAGCGCAGCCUGGAGAGUGUGUUUGCACGCGUGUGUGCACACAUGCAUGCGCGYCCACCUGAGAGCUGCUCAAGCACUUUCCCCAGGACAGUAACAGGUCCCCCUGC